Messenger RNA from Pezoporus occidentalis (night parrot), 4255 nucleotides. It is a transcript of the gene GREM1, whose product is annotated as gremlin 1, DAN family BMP antagonist. The record is from RefSeq and is a predicted model, not a curated record. The transcript has 3 exons. Bases 453 to 1007 code for a protein of 184 amino acids. Gene Ontology annotation, molecular function: receptor ligand activity; BMP binding. Lineage: Eukaryota; Metazoa; Chordata; Aves; Psittaciformes; Psittacidae. Gene Ontology annotation, biological process: animal organ morphogenesis.
AUUCUCUUAAGAGAGUAAAGCAGUCGAAUGUUUAUCUAGAUGACUGAAAGCUUUCCCUGGUGGAGGUUUAUGGAAGUGUUAAAGGGGGCGGAUAACACGGGCUUUGGAGGCGCUUGUCCAAUGAUCUGGAGGGGCUUGGAGAGCAGAUCUCAGCUGGCAGACAUUUAAAUGGGAGACAGCUCGGCGCUGCUGCAAUUUGUAGGCAGGAUCCGAGACUCUCUCUCUAUGGACUCCCAGGCAGCUCCGGGCUCCCACGCCACCCGCUCCGCCUAGUGAGCCGCCGGGCAGAGCCCCACAGAACCCCGGACCCCGCUGAGGAUCCGCCGCCGCCGAGCCGGGCCCCGCCGCGGAGCCUCCGCCGCCGCGCAGCACGCGUGGCUGUGCGCAGGAGAGCAGUCCUGGUGGGCCCAGGGCUCCGCGAGCAAAUCCGUCUGGAGGGAGCUUCGCUCUGGAUGGUCCGCACACUGUACGCCAUCGGUGCUGUGUUUCUUCUGAUGGGAUUUCUGCUACCAACAGCAGAAGGGAGAAAGAGGAACCGUGGAUCUCAAGGUGCUAUCCCUCCUCCUGACAAAGAUCAGCCCAAUGAUUCAGAGCAAAUACAGACACAGCAGCCGUCGGGUUCUAGGCAUCGAGAACGAGGAAAAGGCACUUCGAUGCCUGCAGAAGAGGUGCUAGAAUCUAGUCAGGAGGCAUUGCACAUCACUGAGCGCAAAUACCUAAAACGGGAUUGGUGUAAAACUCAACCCCUCAAACAAACUAUCCAUGAAGAAGGCUGCAACAGUCGUACCAUUAUCAACAGGUUCUGCUAUGGCCAGUGCAAUUCCUUCUACAUCCCCAGGCAUGUCCGUAAAGAAGAAGGCUCCUUCCAAUCUUGUUCCUUCUGCAAGCCCAAGAAAUUCACAACCAUGACUGUUACACUCAAUUGCCCUGAGCUUCAGCCCCCAAGAAAGAAGAAAAGAAUCACCCGAGUUAAGGAAUGCCGGUGUAUAUCUAUUGACUUGGACUGAACUGAGACAAAUGUAGUGAUUGCACUCUGACUGUAAGCAAUCAUUGCCAGUGUGAGAGUGAGCAGCAUGAACAAGCAUGCCUUCAGGGCUUGGCAAAACUGAGAGCAACCUAGCAAAUUACCUAAAACAAGUAAAAAAAAACCACACACACACACACAAAAAGAAAAAAAUAUCAAUGUAAAGAAAGGGCAUGCAUGUGUGUGUUUGUGUGUAAGUGAAAAAAUGGAUGUGUGCAAGCAAAUCUAUGAAUGUUCACUACAACAAAAAGAAAUUAACAGAGGUAGGAAAUAUUAAAAAAAAUCUGUUUACCUGCAGUCAUGAAUUAGCUUUCCUAGUGUAUAUUCACAUUUUUGCCGCUUGCUGGGAAAGUGGAGCUGUGGCUUUUGCUCAUGUUCACUUGCCGUGCUACUUGCUUUUAUUGUAUUAAGAGAAACAUCAAAGUGAGAGGACAAUAUAUUUAAAAGCAUAAAUCUAUUCUUACAUACAAAGUAGGCAAGAAGCAGUUUAAAGUGUAACAAAACCAUCACUGAAAAUAGCAGCUGUAUCAAGAGUUUGUAACAUGCUUCUUCAAAAAAAGAUCUGUAGUCCAAAAGCCAUGUCUGGAGAACAAUGGGGGAUGUGGGAGUGUUGAAAAGUCACUAUAGGAGGAUGGAAAACAGAGCUACAGCAAGUUAGAAAGCAAAAGGCCAAAGUAAGUAGAUGGGGAGAGUACAAAAGGGAGUAGAAAAAGGAAAGAUACAUAAACAGGAAUAUCCAGAGGAAGAGAUAGUCUUCUGUUUAUGUUUUGCUUUAAUUUAUAUACCUAGUCAUAUAUUACAUAAAUUAAAAAGAAACUAUAUACUAGGCUAUAAAUACACUUCUGAAUUCUAAUGGCUCUCUGAAUCAAUCAAAACCCAUUUUUGUGCCACUAGAUCCAUUUGAUGUCUUGUAUUUCUGAUAUCAGUUAUUCUUCAUAUCUACAUAUAUAUACAUGCAGUAUCUUUUAGUCAUGGAUAUCUAUACAUACAUACAAUGAGUAUGCAUACUCCAUUGUGUGUAACUGAACUCUCUCCUCUUUUUCACACACAUACAUAAAAAACAUACAUAAACCACAGCAUAAAAAUCUUGCUAAUUAAGAUCAAGUACAAAUGGCAGUAAUUUAGUACAUAAAGAGCAAAGCAAAAAUUAAAACAAGCGUCAUGUGACUGCAAAUGCAAUAACCACACAAGAGACAAAAGACACGGCGUUCAUGACUAGUAAACAUUGCAUUGUUAUUGUUAUUUUAGCUUUGCCACAGGCAUGCAGUUUGUUGGAAAAGAGAUGCAGAACUUUGCCAGCAAUAAUCCUCUUUUAUAUCUUUUACCACAGACUUGCAUUUAAACUGAAUUUGGACAAAGUAAAGAGAAUUUCCUGAAAAUUAAGGGCUAACUGCCCCUCUCAUUUAGGGGGAAAAAAAAUGUAAAAGGGGACACAAUACUUCCAACAGCUUGCUAAAUCUCACCUAUGAGGUUGUCCUGUCUUCUCUUUCCUUCAGGAUUAGAAGCUUAAACUUGACGAGGGCUGUAGGUUUUGGCAAGAGCACAGAAGGUCCUGCAAAAGAAGCUGUUUUUAGUGAGGUGGACCUUGGGCCAUUGAACCCAAGAGGCAUGUUGCCCUUGUUCUGCUGGGCACUUGAUGAGAAGCCUGGGGGGUGUCUUACUGGACACAUCUCAUACCACAUGGUAUGAGUGCAGGCUGCUCAUGCUGUCCUGCAUGCUGGCUUUGCAAGGGCACUCUCCAGCCAAGUGCUGAAGAGGUCACAAGGUGCUGCACACUCUCCUGUCCAUGUUGGUACCUGUGCCUGUGCCUGCAGGGCCCUGGCAGCAGGUCCUGUCUGAUAGGAUACCGAAGGAAAGGCAUAUUCCUAUGCCAGAGUCAAUACGAGGCCUGAAAGGAAUCCUGACAUCAUCAUGGAGGAGAGUGAAAUGGGAAUUGGGUCCACAUUAAUUGUAUGAUGGGACUUGAAUAGUCCAGGACUCAGUUUCACCAGUCGGCAGCAAUAUUCUCCAGUAUCCACUGUCAGGGUAACUGUCCUCCUACACCAGAUGCCUCUCUCAACCACAAGGUGGUUAUCUUGACACCAUUUCUGUCCACUGAACACUAAGGAAGAAAAUUCUGCUCUUACUAAUAUGCUCAAAGGGAAAAAUACACAUUGAGUGGCAUGUCACAGGUGAAUCCCGAGUGCCCUCAUUAUAUUAGAUGCUCCAGCUGUUACACAGUGCAUCACACAGUUAUUGGCAAUAUCCUGCACCUCUGAAUUUAAUAUAUGUUUAUUGUAAUAUUCACUGCUGUGAGGUCUGCAUUUGUAAGAUUAAGAGAUUGCAACUCAUUGAUUGAUAUUAUUAAAAUGCAUUUCAUCUGGUGUAUUCUCACUCAGCAGGUUUGACACAUUUCUUUAAGGAUUUUAAAAUCCAGUUUUAAAAUCUGGAAUUAUUGGAGGUAGAUUUCCACUGUGUGGAAUGUGAAUAGUUAAACAGAAAGAUAUGGCUAUUUAAUGUUAUUAUUGAUACAAAUCCUCUUUCACUGAUAACAGGCAGGGGUUGUUUAUACUUAAAUUACCUUUUUGAGUUGGCUUGCAGGGGAAAGGGUCAAUCCCAGUUGUUGAUGAAAGUUUCAUUGCUGAAAGUUUUGUACUAGCUAGGGUUUCUGUUGAAGAAAUGGGAACACCUUAAGAAUGAAUUUUUCCCUUCGUGUGAAGUUGACAGCAAAACUCCCAUUGUCUUUUACAGUGACCACUUUGUCCCUAAACCCUUAGCCACUAAGCAAAGCUUCAGACACUACUUACUCCUUUAUUUAAGAUUAGGCUAGCAUUCUGAAGGAAAAUUGGUAGAAGUUUUAGAAGUUUUAGUUUUUAUGUUCCAAAACAGCUCAUGCAUAGAUCACGAUGGGACUCCCCUUGAGGCAGAUUCCCUCCCCCCAGUAUAUAAAUUUUAUACAAAGAACUUCUAUGAAUUGCUAGUUAUUGCCUGAGAGUAAGAAAGUUCUGCUAACUGACAAUUAUACAAGAUAUUUAAUAUCAACCAUUUAAAUGUCUGCUUUAUUCUAAAAACAAUGGACUAUAUAACCUAAGGCUGCAGUAUUUUCAUGCUCGGUCUCACAAAGCAAAACUUGGUUUAAAAUGAAGUUUUAAUUAUUUUGUAACUGAAUAGAAUUGGAGUUUUUUCUUCCCAGCAUUUUGUACGUCAUUUUAACUACUAGUUACAAAUAAAUAAAAUAUCUUCUCCAGCCCA